CACCACCUUCUCCAUUUUGGCGAUAGUUGCGUCGUGACGUCAGUCCAACCGAGGUUUGAGAGUGCGUACAACGUCAACCGGUUCAAAGAGGAAGGAAGAUGGCGGAUAACAAAGGCGAAGGGGAUACGGAGAACUGCACUGCUAUGGAUAUAGUGGUACAGGGGGAAGACAGUGGAAUCCCCACAGCUAAAGAUACCGAUGGCGUGAUUGUUAUAGAACCUAUAUCAAAUGAAGAGGUGGACGGGCAAUCCCAAGAUAAUGUAUCUCAGGUGCCGACACCCACUGGUGGAGGCAGCGACGGGAGUAACGUUAACGUUAGCAGCGACGCAGGAGGUGGAGGAGAAGGCAGCAGCCGGACUAGUCCAAAUGGCAACUCCAAUUCUGUGUCCACGGUGCCACCAGCUUCUGGUGAUAACACCGUCAACUCGCCCGCAGUUUCAGCCGAAACGUCGCCCUCUCCAUCAGCUAACGUUACAGCCGCAGCCACCCCUGCAGCCCCGUUAAACCUACUGGAUACGUGCGCUGUGUGUAAACAAAGUCUACAGAAUCGAGACUGUGAACCCAAACUCUUACCAUGUCUGCAUUCAUUUUGUUUAAAAUGCAUUCCUCAACCCGAGAGACAAAUUACAGUUCAAGUCCCCGGACCACAUGGACAGGACACACAUAUUGUGAAUGUGAUGCGAUGUGCAGUGUGCCACCAGGACUACAAACAGACAGACAUCGUUGACAACUACUUUGUCAAGGAUACCUCUGAGGCCUCGAACACUUCGGUUGAAAACUCGGGGCAGGUGUGCACGAGUUGUGAGGACGAUGCAACUGCGUUGGGCUUCUGCGUAGAAUGUGGAGAGUGGCUGUGCAAGACCUGCAUCGAAGCGCACCAGAGGGUCAAGUUCACCAAGGACCACAAGAUACGCAAAAAAGAAGACCUGUCCCCUGAGGCAGUGGGGGCGUCGGGGCAGCGACCUGUCUUCUGUCCCGUACACAAGCAGGAGGCCCUGAAGCUCUUCUGUGAGACGUGUGACACACUAACCUGCCGAGACUGUCAGCUACUAGAACACAAAGAGCACAGGUACCAGUUCUUAGAUGAGGCUUUUCAGAACCAGAAGGGCAUCAUUGAGACCUUUAUGGCUAAACUCCAGGAGAAGAGGAGCUAUGUCCAUUUUUCAGCCACUCAGGUGCAAAGCAGACUUAAAGAGGUUACCGAAACGCACAAGAAGGUGGAACAUGAGAUCAAGAUUGCUGUGUUCACACUCAUCAAUGAGAUUAACAAGAAGGGAAAAUCACUUCUCCAGCAGCUGGAGAGUGUGACGAAGGAGCGCAGUGUGCGUCUGCUCAGCCAGCAGAAGGACAUCAACAGUCUGGGCCAGCAGAUCCUGCACGUGCUCAACUUCACCCACUGGGCGCUCACCAACGGCAGCAGCACCGCGCUGCUCUACAGCAAGAGGCUGAUCACCUACCAGUUGCGGUACAUUCUGAAGGCCCGUCUCGACCCAGCGCCUCAUGCCAACGGCGCCGUGCGUUUCUUCUGUGACCCCACCUUCUGGGCCAAGAACGUGGUCAACCUUGGUAACCUGGUGAUCGAGAAGGUCCCUCCGUCCGCUCACCCACCCAACAUGAUGACCCAGAUGCCCCCGGGUCACAACCACCACGGGAAGCACCCGGGCCAGAUCAACCUGGCCCAGCUGAGGCUGCAGCACAUGCAGCAGGCGGCUGUCCUGGCCCAGAAGCAGCAGCAUCACCAGCAGCAUCACCACCAGCACCACCAACACCAACAGCAACAACACCAACAACAACAACAACAACACCAACAACAACAGCAGCAGCAUCAGCAGCUACAGCAGCAGCACCAGCAGCAGAUACAGCAGCAGAUGCGCAUAGCCUCGCAGAUGUCCCAGAUGCCCAGGCAAGCAGGGCCUGGGCUGGUCCAGCAGCAGCCCCCCAGGCUCAUCAGCAUGCAGCAGAGGGGGGACGUGAACGGCGGCCCACAACACAUGUACCCACCCCAUGCCCUGCGGAUGCCCCCUGGUCAGGUGCGCACGUCCAGUGCUCAGCCUCGCCUCAGCGGGCAGCAGUACCCCAUGAUGCAGCCUCAGCUCCAGAGACAGCAUUCCAACCCAGGGCAUGCUGGUCCAUUUCCUGUGGCGUCGCUGCACAACGUGAGCGCUACCAGCCCUACCAGCCCCACGAGCGCCAGCAUGGCCAAUGCCCACGCAUAUCGCGGACCCGCCAGCCCCAUCAUUGGCGCCAUCGAGCUCAUACCCUCCGUUACCAACCCUGAGAAUCUGCCGUGCCUGCCCGACAUCCCGCCCAUACAGCUGGAGGAUGCGGGCUCCGUUAUGCUAGACAACAUCCUGAGCCGUUACAUCUCAGCCAGCCAACACCAGAGUCUGAACCCCUUCAACAUGAACAUCACCACCUCACCCGCGCCCUCCAUACACUCCCCCGGCUCCUCAGGGUUAUCUAACUCCCAUGCUCCGGUUCGUCCCUCGAGCACCUCCAGCACAGGAAGUCGGGGCAGCUCUGGCUCUGCUGGCAGGUUGGGUCCUGCAGCUCCCCCUGCUGGUGAGCUGGUGAAGGUGAAGCAGGAGCCGGGCGUGGAGGAAGAGAGCCCCUACUCCGUAGCCAGCGUCAAGAGCGAGCUCGGCAAGGACGGCCGACGCAGUGCCUGCAUGAUGAGCAGCCCAGAGAGCAGCAAUGCCACACCCCCUCUGCCCGUCCUCGGUAACGUGUCGUCAGGUUCCGUUCAGGACAUCCUCAAGUCGCUCGGCGGCAUCGUCAAGACGGAACCCCAGGACAACACCAGCGGCUGCAGCCAAUCCAACAGGAGCGCCACCACCUCUUCUACCUCCUCCUUAUCGUCAUCUCAAACUCCCACAGGACCACCUCCCCCUCCGCCUCCCCCUCCCCCGCCCCCUCCCGCACCUCUGACCAAUGGCAACGCAUCUAAUCCAGCAGCAGCGGGCUCAGUGACGGAGCCGCAGGCCAAUGGCGGAGCGAGCAGUCAGAGCGCGGGCGGGGCCGUGGAUGGGAAUAAAGAAGACGAUCCGAAUGAGGACUGGUGUGCCGUGUGUCAGAACGGGGGAGAGUUGCUCUGCUGCGACCGCUGUCCCAAAGUCUUCCACAUCACCUGUCACAUCCCCACACUACGCUGCUCACCAAGUGGUGAGUGGAUGUGCACCUUCUGCCGGAGCCUGAGUAGCCCCGAGAUCGAGUACAACUGUGACGACGACGCUCCCAAGAAGGACCAGAGCGAGCCGGUCCUGAGUCCCGAGGACCAGCGGAGGUGCCAGCGGCUGCUGCUGUAUGUGUUCUGCCAUGAGCUGAGCGUGGAGUUCCAUGAACCCGUGUCCUCAACGGUCCCCAACUACUAUAAGAUCAUUAAGCAGCCAAUGGCCCUGAACACGGUGAAGCAGAAGCUGCAGCUGAAGCACCCGGAGCACUACCACAGCCCCGGCGAGUUUGUGGCCGACGUGCGCCUGGUCUUCAGCAACUGUGCCAAAUACAACGAGAUGUCUCGCAUAAUCCAGGUUUAUGAGGAGGAACAGAUUAAUGUGCAGGCGGACUCGGAAGUGGCAGAGGCUGGGAAGGCAGUGAGUCUGUACUUUGAGGAAAGGCUGGUGCAGCUCUACCCUGACCAGAAUUUCCCCGUUGCCCCCGACGACAAGCCCUCAAUGGACAAGGAGAAGGAGGAGAAGGAGAAGGAAACGGAGAAGGAAAAAGAGAUGGAGAAAGAGAAAGAGAAGGAGAAGGAGAAGGAGAACGAAAUGGAAAUGGAAAUGGAGAUGGAGAAGGAGAAGGAAAAGGAGAAAGAGAAAGAGGAAGAGGAAGUAGGAGCGGACAAGGAGGCCUCCGACGACUCAGAUGAUGACAUACAGCCAAAACGCAAGCGCUUAAAAGCAGAGGACAAGACACUGCAUAUAAAAUGAGAGCGAGAGCGAGGCAAGAAAGUGACUGAGCCCCAAGUGAGGAAAAGAUGGCAACUCGGAAAGGCUUCACGUGAAAGUGAAGAGCGGAUCGGUCUUCCUUUUCUUUUCAUCACCCCCACUCAUUCUCUUACUCAGACUCUAGGUCAUAUGCUGGACCUGCUGGCAUAUAUCAAGUUCCAGUGCUACUUCUUAUUCUCCCACUAUGAAAAAUGCCUUGUUAUAAAAAGAAUAAAACUUUACGAAGUCAAGAGUGUACACAGAGCAGCGAAGAAACUUUUAUAGUUGGCAUACCCAGAUGACACUGAUGGCUGUUGACGAAGGAAGUUCUUACACAGUUUUUGAACUGUUACAGCGGGUUUAACAAAUGAGUCUUUUUUUAAUUAUUAUUAUUAUUAUUAUUAUUACUACUAUCAUUUAUGAUGCUGUUUGUAAAUCUGUUGUGAACAAUGCUUUAUAAAAGACCAUACCCUCUCAUCCCCCAAUAUGUUGAUGUAUUAUAAUGUUUAACAAUGAAUUACCUACUGGGUAUUUGUAUGUGUGUGUGUGAGAGAGAGAGUGUGUGCGUGUUUGUGUGUUCGUUUGCGUGUUUGUUUGAACGGUUUCAUUGUUGUAAAUAACAGAAACCAUACAGAAACAUGACUGAAGACUGGUUGUUUGGUCAUUAACUUCAAUAAAAAGGUUUAAAUGCAAUGUUCCCUGUAAA
This is a messenger RNA of Clupea harengus (Atlantic herring), 4629 nucleotides long. It is a transcript of the gene trim33, whose product is annotated as tripartite motif containing 33. Gene Ontology annotation, molecular function: zinc ion binding; protein binding. Gene Ontology annotation, cellular component: chromatin. The transcript has 21 exons. The coding region runs from base 99 to 3926 and encodes 1275 amino acids. The record is from RefSeq and is a predicted model, not a curated record. Lineage: Eukaryota; Metazoa; Chordata; Actinopteri; Clupeiformes; Clupeidae.